Platichthys flesus (European flounder) is the source of this 4040-nucleotide messenger RNA. RefSeq lists its product as uncharacterized. Gene Ontology annotation, molecular function: protein binding. The transcript is spliced from 18 exons. The record is from RefSeq and is a predicted model, not a curated record. NCBI's taxonomy places the organism in Eukaryota, Metazoa, Chordata, Actinopteri, Pleuronectiformes, Pleuronectidae. Bases 121 to 2928 code for a protein of 935 amino acids.
GGAGUCGGAGCGGCUAGCAUUGCAAGCUGCGCUGCACAACCAACCAGGAAGUCAACAAACUUCCUCACAAACACCAGUUUCUCUCCGGGUUCUUCUCCACGGUGAAGCCGAAACAACAACAUGAGCUCCGCGCCCUCUUCGACUGUCGGGGAGCUAUUCCUCAUCCUCAGUGAGAUGGGUUUCACGGAGGAACAGAUCCAGGCAGCUAUGCAGGCAGGACAUUUCUCUGUGCCCGAUGCAGCUGAGUGGCUCUUGCAGGGUCAGUAUCCACGGCACAAGUUGGUCAAGCAGUCACCACAGCCCGCUGAAAACCCAUUUUCUGCUUUCAACCCACCGAAAGAGGCAGCAGGCACUUCAGAGUCACAUCCGUCUCCAACUGGAAGCGGAGCAUCCCCUUCACUGGUGUUGAAACCGUCACAACAGUCCCCAGAGCCGCUACCAGUAGAGUCGCGCAUCAAGCAAGACAAAAGUGACUUUGAAGACCACGAGAGACACCGUGUUGCUCAGGAGGCCAAGGCAGAGAGAAUUCAAAAGAAACAGGAACGCGAAUUGGUGUUGAAGCGGAUAGCUGAGGAUCGGAAGAGCCUGCAGAGGAAGAUCCAUACCAGCCCAGUCACUGAGACGUCUCCUCCUAGUGGUCAACCGCAGAAGCUUGGAGGAAAUAGUCAGACUAAUGUCGAUAACAACUGCAUCCUCAUGAUUCGGCUUCCGUCCGGUGAGUCAAUCCGUGAACGCUUCCCAGCUGAUGCCCCGCUGCGCAGUGUCAUGGAGCACAUCUCCGGACGUCACCCCUCCCUACCCUCCUUCUCCCUCCUCCAGGGUUUCCCUCGGAAGCGUUUCGGGGAGGCAGAACUUGCUUGCUCUCUGCGCUCCCUGGGCCUAACACCCAAUGCCGCACUGUGUAUUCAGACCACUCCUCCAGAAACGCCUCAGGAUCCGCCGAGUCCUGCAGAUCCACCGUUAGCAGUACAGAACGAGCCACCUCCGUGCGUUGAACCUCCCCAGCCUCUUCAGCCUCCCCAGCCUCGUAUCCCUGUCAUGGAGGGAGCCGAAGGGCAGGACAUGGCUCUACCUCCUCCACUACCCAACCAACUGUGGGAAGAGGCAGUCAAUUAUGCCGGGAUCCCUGAAGCUGGUGCUUCACUGUCUGGACCAUCUCACUGCUGGGGACGAGGCCAGAAGCUGGUUCCUGCUAAUGCAGAAGAAGCUGCAGGCAUAGAGGUCGAUGAGGAGCCAGAGGCAGACGAGGAACCACCUUACGUGCUGAACGGAAUGCCGAGGCUGCCCUUCUUUCCAGAGAACCGGAUCCGAGUGGGAUUUGAGCCAAGGCACCACUGGCCAGAACAAGGCAAUCGACUCAGUGUAAGUGUAGCUGAGGCUGGCCCGUUUGGUAGGGAGGCUCCAGCAGUGGACCCAGCAGAGCCUGAGGGAGCAGGAGGUCGGAGGGGGCCCCCGGCUGCAGGUCUGGCUGCGGUGGAGCGUCUUCAACGUGCCGCGCAGCAAGAGGACCCCAGCGCCUGCCAGGGACAGCCGUCACCCCCUAAAAGAGCCUUCAGGACACCCAGCGUACCGUCCCUAUGUGCCUUGGCUACUCGAGCAACCGUGCACCUCAUGACCGCUCCCAGUAUGCAGUACAGCAGCAGUCUGGCAUGUCUGACCCCGGAGCUAGCAGAGCUUCUGCUCAACCACAUGUCCCGUGAAAGGCUCCUUCGUCCGCGCACCCUGGAGCUCUUCUUCGGCUGCCCGUUGCAGAAGUUUGUCCUUAACUGCUACCCUUACUCCACCAAUGAGCUCCUGCGGCAGUUGAGGGCCUUUUCGGCUCUCAAGCAUCUGAGUCUUGUCAACUCACCGCUAAUCACUGACUCUGGUCUAUCCAUCCUGUCCAGCCUGGUGAAACUCCAGCACCUUAACCUCGCUUCCUGCAGUAAACUAACGGACUCCUGUCUGCAGCAUAUCAGAGGUUUGAGCAGUCUGUGUUUCCUGUCACUGGACCAUACCAAAGUGACCGACGCCGGGAUGGUGUUAUAUCUGCAGUCAGCUCCGUCCUGCCUCUCUCAGCUCAGCCUGAAUCAGACGGCGGUGACAGAAGCCACGCUGGCAGCCCUUCCUUCAUGUGUGCCACAGCUGCGACUUCUCAGCAUCAAGCAGACAAAGGUUAAGGAUGUGUCCGCUUUGGCAGAGCUGUCCAGCCUGCAGACCCUCAACCUGGACGGGACACGUGUGACAGAGGAGUCACUGAAGAGCCUCGCCAACCUCCCUUCCCUGUCUUCCCUCAGUUUGGCGGAUGUUCCUGUUGCUGAUGGGAAUCACGCCCUUCAGAUCAUCUCAGGUCUCAAGUUGACUCACCUCACCCUCCCUGGACGCCACUCGGUGAACGACAGCGGGUUGGCGUACCUCUCGGGUCUGUCCUGGCUCUUGGAGCUGGACCUGACAGACUACACACAGGUCACAGACCAGGGAGUCAAUCAACUCUCCACCAUGAGCAGGUUGAAGAAGCUGUCACUCAGCAACACUCAGGUGACAGAUGCGGGGCUUCCCUCUCUGCGCGGGCUGCAGGAGCUGCAGGAGCUGUGCUUGGACCGAACAGCAGUCACCAGCCGAGGAGUGGCUGAGCUCAUCGUCUGUCUGCCGCACCUCCAGGUGUUGGGAUUAGCCAGCACUCGGGUGGGAGACACAGUAGUGAGGAGAGGUGUGAUCCGCUGCAAUCAGCUUGUCAAAAUUAAUCUCAGCCGCACACGCAUCACUGACCACGGUCUCAAGUUCCUGAAACACAUGCACCUGGCUCAGGUGAACCUGGACGGCACCGGCGUGAGUCUGAUGGGUAUCGCCAACCUCCUCUCGUUCACCAACAUCAGCAACAUCCGGGCCAGCAACACCCGAGCCAUCCCCCCCGAUGAGGCGUCGGACGAGGAGUGGGAGGCCCAGUGAGCAUCGACCCCAGCCCCCCUCAAUGAACCUGAGCGCACCUCUGACUGCUGCUAUCCUCUUCUACCCCCCCCCCACGCCGCCUCCAGGAUCACCUGGGAACGGCGUCACCAAAACACUCCUUCAACUUGCACUGUUUCAACAGAGACUAGCGCCACUAAUCUGUCAAUCAUCCACGCUACGUUGAAACCUUAAAUGGGAGGCUUGUGUUUAACAAUUAGGCCGUUAACGUUUACAUACUGUACAUAGAAUCAAUCAGUAUUUACUCACACACACUGCAGCCCUGGGUCUCUGGAGGAGACCCCCCCCCGAAAAACGUUGUAGCUCUAUGUGCAGCCUCGUAUGUCUGAGACAACAGUGAUCGGCAGAAAUGUAACGUAUAACACAGCAUGUAUUUUCAGACUAUAACAGAUUAUUGAGACUAGAAAUUAAAUGACAGACUAUUUAACUAAUUGUCUUUUGAACCAAACGUGCUAGGUUCAAAUACAGAUGUCUACCACUGUUAAGUUUGAGUGGAUUUAAAUCAUAGGCUGUUAGAGAUGGACGAUACGUACUAACAUGUAAUGCAGCGGAACCCCUUCUGCUUCUCGCUCGUCUUCCAUCUUAAUCUACAGCCCAUGUUUUAGAUUUACCAAGAAUUGCUUGUUUAUUUUGCCAUUAAAUGUCUGUUUUACCUGUAAGGGGCGUUAAACAGUGAAGGAGAUUUAAGAAUAAUUUUUGGUUUUUACUUUUGGAAUCAGACCCAUAUGGAUGUUAGGUGAAUUGCUUUUUUCCAGACUGCAUCCUGGAGAUGCAUUGGCCUCGACUGAUGUUUAUAAGUGGCUUUUUCAGAUUCUUAUUUUAGCAAUGUUACCUGGUAAAGAUAUUUAGGGGCAGCCGAGCCAUUUACUUAGAUACUUAGUGAGAAAAGUAUUUUGUAGUGGCUGUAUAGAGGUAGAUGGUUAUUUAUGCAGCCUUGGGGCUCACAUCAGAAUCCAAAGCAACUUAUCAUUUCAAGUUUUGUCCUCUAGUUUACAGAUGUUGAACAGUUUAUUUUCCCUAGAAGCCUUUGAUUUGAAGAUACCAGCACUGUAUUCAUUAAGUUUAGAAUGAAUAAAAGAAAACAUGAGACUAAA